Molecule: messenger RNA, 5603 nt
Organism: Linum tenue
Lineage: Eukaryota; Viridiplantae; Streptophyta; Magnoliopsida; Malpighiales; Linaceae
Source: the annotation of a GenBank genome assembly
CGUAAACAAUGUAUUUUUCAAAUGAAUACAUUGCAUCAAAUUACAAUAUUUGAUUAAAUGCAUUAAUUUGGAGAAUUAAACCUCACCGCUAAAUAAAAGUAAGAAAACGGCGGGCUCGCUCUGAUUCUCCUACUUCGACGACGAAAACCCUAAACCCGUGGUACCCAGCAAAGUAAACCGAUAUUCCCACCUCCCUCCGCGGCACCACCGGCUGGCUUGUACCACCGCCAACCGCUACUUUGUUGCCGCCAACUCAGUCCCUCCAACUCCAAAGUGCCAACCGAGCUCCCCUUUAUGUGAAGCGCUUCUUCUGAGAAACAGGAGAGAAAGAAAAGAGAAUGAACAAUCUGAAGCUUCAUUCUGAGAUUUCUCUCCAUCUGGAGUUGCAAUCGGAACGAGAAAACGUGCUCUUCUCUGCCUUCGAUGUAGAGCGCAACCGCUUGUUCUUUGCUUCUUCUGCCAAUUCCCUGUACACCACGCAGCUCUCUUCUUUCCAGAACGGAACAUCGUGGAAGGAGACCAUAUUGUCUGCAGAAGUUCGUCUCCUUGAUUUGGAGAAUGGGGAUGCCAUUACUUCCUUUGAUUACCUCAUGGAGAAAGAGGCGUUGAUUAUGGGGACUUCCAAUGGUCUUCUGUUGCUGCAUAUGGUGGAUGACAAUGCUACAGAAGUUGUUGGUCAAGUGGAGGGUGGUGUCAUCUGUAUCUCGCCCAGCCCAGAUGGAGAUCUGCUUACUGUUGUCACUGGUUCAGGGCAGCUGCUGGUGAUGACCCUCGAUUGGGAUGUCUUGUAUGAAACUACUCUCGAGGAUCCUCCAGUGGAUGGUGUUGACGUAAGUGGACCAGCUUUAUCUUCUUCCUUUAUUUCUAAGAGUUCCAUAGCUUGGAGAGGUGAUGGGAAGUAUUUUGCAACUCUGAGUGAGAUUAACGGCACUGCUUCUUCCCUCGGCAAAAAGCUUAAGGUUUGGGAACGGGACUCGGGUUCGUUGCAUUCCUCAUCAGAUGCAAAGUCAUUUAUGGGAGCAGUUGUGGAAUGGAUGCCUAGCGGAGCGAAAAUUGCUGCGGUAUAUGACAGGAAAGCUGAGAAAGAAUGUCCUGUGAUAGUUUUUUACGAAAGGAAUGGAUUGUAUCGUAGCUGUUUUAGUAUCAAUGGACCUGCAGAUGCAACAGUAGAAACUUUGAAGUGGAAUGGUGCUUCUGACCUACUUGCUUCUGUUGUUAGAUAUGAUGACGUUGACGCUGUUAAGAUUUGGUACUUCAGUAACAAUCACUGGUACUUGAAACAUGAAGUUCAAUUCCCAAGGCAAGAUGGUGUGAACUUGAUGUGGGAUCCUAUAAAGCCACUGCAGUUGAUCUCUUGGACUCUUGGCGGCCAGGUUACAGUCUACAAUUUCACAUGGGUUACUUCUAUUAUGGAAAACUCAACAGCUCUGGUGAUUGACAAUGCAAAGAUACUUGUGACUCCCCUUUCUUUGACCCUCAUGCCACCUCCUCUACAUUUGUUCUGCCUGAAAUUUCCAAGUGCUGUGCAAGAUGUUGCUUUCCACUGCAAGGGUUCUAAGAGCGACGUUGCUGCCUUUCUUUCUGAUGGCAGUUUGUGUGUAGCGGAACUUCCUGAUACUGAUUUAUGGGAGGAACUUGAGGACAACGAGCUUAGCAUUGAAUCUUCCGUCUCAGAUCUUGCUUUCGGAUCUCUUUCACAUCUCACAUGGUUGAAUUCUCAUUCACUUCUUGCGGUUUCUCGUCACAGUGUCAGUUCCCAUGGUAUUCCAUGUGAGGAAAAAGUGAGUGGUUCUUAUCUGCUGGAAAUUGAACUUACGUGUUCUGAGGAUCAUGUGCCAGGUUUGGUCACAAACUCAGGAUGGCAUGGAAAGAUUUCGUAUAAAAGCUAUUUGGAAGGACUUGUAAUUGCAAUCACCUCCAAUCCUGCCAAUGUUUCUUCUGCAUUUGUUCAGUUUGAUGGUGGGAAAGUGUUGAACUACAAGUCGAAGUCUGGUUUGGCUACUACUGAAUGGAUUGCAAACCAUGACACCAUCAGUUUUCCUUCUUCUUGCCCUGGAAUGCGUGCUGCUCUUGUCUGUGAUGGUGGGGAACUACAGCCCUUGCUCUUUGGUCUUGAUGAUAUUGGAAGGCUGCAUGUCGGCCAAGAAACUUUGUGUAACAACUGCAGUAGUUUCUCAUUCUACUCAAAUAUGGCCGACCAACUGACCACUCAUUUGGUCCUUUCAACCAAACAGGAUUUCCUAUUUAUCGUAGGUAUUGUUGACAUACUCAAUGGAGAAAUAGAAACGAAAUAUCAGAACUUCUUCCAUGUGGGUGCAAGGAAAAGAGAUCAAGAAAAUCCCAACUUUAUAAAUAUUUGGGAAAGAGGUGCUAAAGUUGUUGGUGUAUUACAUGGUGAUGAAUCUGCUGUCAUCGUCCAAACAACUCGUGGGAACCUUGAAUGCAUUUAUCCAAGAAAGCUGGUCCUAUCAUCAAUUGUCAAUGCUUUGAUCCAAAGACGUUACAGAGAUGCACUCCUCAUGGUCAGGAGGCAUAGAAUUGAUUUCAAUGUCCUUGUUGACUAUUGUGGUUGGCAAACAUUUCUGCAAUCAGCAUCAGAGUUUGUCAGACAAGUUGACAACUUGAGCUACAUCACUGAGUUUGUAUGUGCAGUGAAAAGUGGGAAUAUCAUGGAGACAUUGUACCAUAAUUAUGUUUCUUUGCAUGGUGUAAAAGAAACCAACGAUGCUCAAUCCAAAACUGCUGAUACUUACGAUAACGACAAAGUUUCCUCUAUCCUGUCAGCUAUAAGGAACGCUCUCGAGGAACACGUCUCUGAAAGUCCUGCAAGGGAACUUUGCAUACUGACCACUCUAGCUCGUGCUGAUCCACCAGCCCUUGAAAUAGCUUUGGAGAGAAUAAAAGUUAUACGUGAAAUGGAAUUAUUAGGAUCAGAUGACUCUAGGAAGGUGACAUAUCCUUCUGCUGAGGAAGCUUUGAAACAUCUCCUGUGGUUAUCUGAUUCUGAGGCUGUUUUCGAUGCAGCUUUAGGUCUUUAUGACUUAAACCUGGCGGCUAUCGUGGCACUGAACUCUCAGAGAGACCCAAAGGAAUUUCUUCCUUAUCUACAAGAGCUCGAAAGCAUGCCCAGUCUUAUAAUGCGGUACAGUAUUGACCUUAGAUUGAAAAGACUCGAUAAUGCACUCAAGCAUAUUGUCAUGGCUGGUGAUGCUUACUAUACAGAUUGUCUAAAUCUCUUGAAGAAAAACCCAAACCUUUUUCCUUUAGGGCUUCAAUUGAUCACUGAUCCUACCAGGAAGAUGCAGGUCCUUGAGGCCUGGGCUGACCAUCUGAGUGAUGAGAAGUCCUUUGAGGAUGCUGCAACAACUUACCUCUGCUGUUACAGACUGGAGAAAGCUUUGAAGGCGUAUCGUGCCUGUGGUAACUCGACAGGUGUACUCACAGUAGCCGGUCUCCUUAAAAUGGGAAGGGAUGAGCUAUUGCAGCUUGCUCAUGAUCUUUGUGAGGAGCUCCAAGCAAUGGGCAAACCAGGGGAAGCAGCCAAGAUUGCCUUGGAGUAUUGUGGAGAUGUUCAUGGUGGGGUAAGUUUAUAUAUCAGUGCAAGAGAGUGGGAGGAAGCCAUGAGGGUUUCUUUCAUGCACAUGGAGGAGAAGUUAAUCUCAGAAGUGAAAAAUGCAUCCCUGGAAUGUGCAAGCACUCUUAUUGGUGAAUAUGAGGAAGUCUUAGAGAAAGUGGGGAAAUACUUGACUCGGUACCUAGCUGUUCGCCAGAGAAGGUUGCUCCUUGCAGCAAAGCUUCAGUCGGAGGAGCGGUCGGUGAAUGAUGUGGAUUAUGAUACAGCAUCAGAAGCUAGUAGUAACUUCAGUGGAAUGAGUGCCUACACCACUGGGACGAGAAGAACUUCUGCUGCUUCUGUGAGCUCAAGUACUACUAGCAGGAGAAGGGAUGCAAAGCGUCAAAAGAGUAGAGGAAAGAUUCGUCCUGGAAGCGCUGGAGAGGAGAUGGCACUGGUGGAGCAUUUGAAGGGCAUGUCUCUCUCAGCUGGGGCAGCCCGUGAGCUCAAGUCAUUGUUGUGUUGCCUCAUGAUGCUUGGGAGUGAAGAAAUCGCAAGGAAGCUACAACGAGUUGCAGAGAACUUUCAGCUGGCUCAGAUGGCAGCAGUCAAACUAGCAGAAGAUACAGUGUCUUGUGAUUCUAUAAACGAACAGGCGCAUGCUUUGGAGCGUUAUGUAGACAAAAAAAGGGCCGACCCAGAAACUUCACUGGCAAUGUCUUGGCGCUCUAAAGUUUUGAUUUCUCCUUAGGAAGGUCAGGUCAGGUCAAUUGAUCAGAUGUUGCCUACUUUCUUUAGCCGUUGUCGAGUUGAUUGGAUAGACGAAGCACGAAGAUGAUGUGGAAAAAAGCAGUGUGCGCAGGAAUCGCAAUCAUAUCGAAAAAGUUGGUACUAGGUUGUUUCGUAUUAGUUAUUUUGUACUAAAAUUAAAUUAUGGUUCAAUCGUUUUCUGUCUUUAACAUUGUCACUCGAUUUGUGAUUCAAUAUUUUCGGUCAGACCGAAUUCUCUAAACCAUAUCUUAAAACUAGCUGCAUGUAGCCAUGCAUGGACUUCUUACAGAGUAAUGCCAAAAAUGAGGUGCCAAGCUGGAGCACUCGCACGUGGAAACAGGUUCGACAUCUGUACCCACUUCCUGCCAACAUGGCGCCUCUGCUGUCGCCACGUUUCAGCAGAUUCACCAUUUAUCUCUCUCUUUUGAUUCAGCGCGGGCGCGGCACAACACUCUUAUUAUCCAAAAAACCCAAAAUGGGUAUUGUCGGGUUCGAAAUCCAAUCCUCCGCCACCGUUUCUUCAGUAUUCUCUUCAUACACAAUCAUGCUCAUCAGGAAAGCCAUCCCAAAAUCUGCUGCCACCGCCACCGCCGCCGCCCCUUCACUUCAACUAGCCGGCAGACGGCUGCCGCUCUGCUGCGAGAAGAAGCCGAAUCUCUUUUGUUCCUUUGUAGCCCGCUCGAUGGUCAACGGGCAGUAUCCUACUCCACCGGAGGUUCCGGGCACAAGCACUCCGCCGGAGAUCCCUACAAAGAGGACCGAUUACCCGACUCCUCCGAUUCAGCCGGAAGUGCCGGGACUUCCAACUGGCCCAGAAAUAGAGAUAGAUCCGGGAAGGGAACUGCCGAUGCAGCCACCGGGGAUCCCCGAGGUGCCUAACCCUUUUCCUCGGAGGGGACCCGAGAUUCCGGUUCCUCCCAUGCCUUCCCCGCCGCCGGAUGUUCCCUUUCCGAGGCCGCCGCCGCCACGAGUGCCUCCCGAUCCGGAUAUUUUGCCACCGAAUAUGCCUCCGGAAAUUCCGCCCUCGGCUCCCGAUCCGGAUAUUUUACCACCACCUACUCCUCCGGAUAUUAAGCCGCCGCCUGGACCUUGUGUUUUGUUUUUGAUUUCUUAGUUAGUAUGAAGGAAUCAUGGUUGUGAGAAGGCAGAUUAAUCCUCUGGAGUUGGGUUUUAUAUGCACUUUUUAUGCGUCUUUAUGAAAUGUACCACAGGCAUGUAUAGUUUAAUUACCAGCAGAUAAUAAUAUUGCUGGUUGAUGCUACUAGCUAGCUUACCUAGC